CAUCCGUCGAAUUGCUCAAUGGUCGCAUUUUUGAAUCGUGCCGUUGAAUCAUUUGACCGUAAUAGCAAGUAACAAUAUACAAUUGGGGCCUUCCCCACGGCCGGCCAAAUUGAUGCUGCUCAACUGCCAUAGCCGCCGCCAUGGAUCCACACAGCCAGACCACUUCACUACAACGACUCCAAAACGUCGAGAAGAGAAUCGUGAGGGUUUUGGAGCUUGCCGGCGGAGUAAUGGAGGAAAUGGCCAGUCCCAGUGGCCCCAGAAAGGAGCUAGUUAACAGCAAUUGCACUGAUUUCAUGCAAUUAGUCAAGGAUAUUCAGAUGACGCUGAGGGAGGAAAUUAAGAGUGCUUGCGAGUACCGUCCAUUUGAGAAGUGUGACUAUGUUCCGAGAAUAUCGAACGAGAUUUGUUGCAAGAAAUUGGAAUAUGUCAUAUCUCAGCUUGAUGAGAUGAAGCAAACAAUUGAGGGGUAUGGUGAUGCUGUUUGAGGUUUGUGAUGUGUGAAACUGUGAUGAUUGGACGCGUUCCAGUGUUCACAAAGAUAUUCAAUUACCAUUUUCUAUCCGACCACUUCGGAAUGAUGAUUUUGGUUUGUCGGACGGGAUUUUGAGAUACAUUUAUGGCUUUAAAAUGCUUCUUGAAAUUUUAGUCCUUCCAUGACACAUAGCACCAUGUGGCACUUCGGAUAUAUAGUGUAACUUCAUAUAUCGAAUAAACCUGGUGUUCAUUCAAAUAACUUAUGAGACAACUUGAAACUAUGUGUUCUUCCACUUAACAUGAAUAAAUGUGUAUUUGUUAUAAUUUUGACCGAUGAAAGUAUUAUAACCGAUGUGUACAAAAUGAAUUUUGACCUCUUAACG
Molecule: messenger RNA, 860 nt
Organism: Striga asiatica
Lineage: Eukaryota; Viridiplantae; Streptophyta; Magnoliopsida; Lamiales; Orobanchaceae
Source: the annotation of a GenBank genome assembly